UACAGGACAAUCAUACUGUGAUAGAGAGUAAAGAACGAAAUCAUUUCAGUGUCACAGAAAGGAUCUGGAGCCGCAUCAUGGGGCCACUGAGCAUCUCUGUGUUGCUCUUCACUGCUCUUGUUCUCAGUGGUGCUUUCGCUGCACCCAGAGCUCAGGAACAGCGUGAGAAAUCAGUGGUUUCCGAGAGAGCCGCGGAAAACACCUCUGCUACAGCAAGGUGUGAUUCUGGAUGGAGUUUGUUUAAAUCACACUGCUUCCACUUCAUCAGCCAAAGUGCAUCAUGGGUGGAUGCGCAGGUUCAUUGUAUCACUUUGGGUGGGUCCCUGGUGUCGGUACACAGCCUGGAGGAAUACCGCUUUGUGCAAAAACUCACCCGAGGGGCAGACAACACUCUUCCUAAGACCUGGAUUGGAGGAAUAGAUGCUGUUGAGGAGGGAAAGUGGCUCUGGAUUGAUGGGACUCCAUUUGACUUCACCAAUUGGGCCCCAGACCGACCCGAUAACAAAGGACCUGAACACUGUCUUGAAAUGAACUUUGGAGGGAGAAAACAGUGGAAUGAUUUACCCUGUUCAAAGACCAAACCAUUUGUUUGUGCCAAACAGGCUUCAUAACUUCUAGCAAGGCAAGAAUUUCCUUUCAAUAUCAAUGUUCUCAGCGCUUCGCUCAGAUUGGAUUAAAUACCCCAGUAAUGAACA
This is a messenger RNA of Scleropages formosus (Asian bonytongue), 695 nucleotides long. Its product is annotated as ladderlectin-like. The transcript is spliced from 6 exons. Bases 78 to 611 code for a protein of 177 amino acids. The record is from RefSeq and is a predicted model, not a curated record. Lineage: Eukaryota; Metazoa; Chordata; Actinopteri; Osteoglossiformes; Osteoglossidae.